Molecule: messenger RNA, 1875 nt
Organism: Penicillium concentricum
Lineage: Eukaryota; Fungi; Ascomycota; Eurotiomycetes; Eurotiales; Aspergillaceae
Product: Zn(II)2Cys6 transcription factor domain-containing protein
Exons: 3
Coding region: 1-1875 (624 amino acids)
Biological process (GO): regulation of DNA-templated transcription
Molecular function (GO): zinc ion binding; DNA-binding transcription factor activity, RNA polymerase II-specific
Source: RefSeq, a predicted model, not a curated record
AUGGAAUCCCACGCCCAAACGGCGGAGUCGUCUCACAAACGACCUCGGUCUCCCACCGCCGAUCACGGCAUGUCGUCGAAAGUGCCAAAGACGCACUCAAACCACCUGCAAAUAAACUAUCUCGCACGGCAAUACCCUGACAACCUACCGCUCGUCUCCGUCGAUGAUACCAUGCCCGCAAUCGUCCAUCUGCUCGGCGAAUAUGACGGCGUUCUACACCGCCACGAGAGCAUCGCCGGAAAUCUGGGCGCAUGCCCGCUUGGUCCAAUAUUGAUCAAGCGCUUCGAGCGCCUGUUCGAUGGACCGCCGCAAGUGUUGAAGUCCCAUGGCAAAGAUGGACCUACGGUGACUUGGCUCGAUGUGGUCGAAUUUGCGAAGAAUAAGCCCGAGCAAUUCAAUCUGGAGAAGUCGCGCAACGGCGUGCGAGUCUGCCAGUUCUACACCAAGCAGUGUCGCGUGGAAAUCAGUGAGGAGGAUUUCGUUUUGAUUGCUUCCGGCAUGCCGCAGAAGAUGAUUCCGCCCCAGCCUAUCAUCGAGGAUGAGGAAAAGGAGCUGGGCGCACUGGAGAUUCUUGAGAAGAACUUGCAUCAUAUAAUUCAGAUGGCUGAUCAAGUCUCUGCUCGAGCGAGACAGCUUAACCAUCGAUUGAAGAAUCGCCGCAAUGCUAUUGUCACCCGCCGAGAGAACGAUGCUUCUCUACAUGCACAAUCCCGAAAUGUCACCGACAUCUGGCGCGAUCCCAACGGUAAUGGUUCAGGAAACGGCCAUGGAUCAUCUCACCCUUCUCCGUCUGGCUUUGUCGCUGUCAACUCGCAUCGCCCCGAAGGCGAGCACACCGAGGAGAACCCUCUAUCAUCCCAAUUCAUGUUUUCACACACCAAUACCGAUAAUGUCACCAUGAUCAACGGGCAAUCGAUCAAAGGUGCUUCCCCAACCACCCGUGCAGACUUGAUGAAGAGGUUUUUCACAACGGCUGACCGUCAUGCCCGUGGCUAUGAUGACGCAACAGCCCCAGUCAAUCCUCAACCACUCCCUCGGCCUCGUGCCUCCGACCCAGCAGACUACAGUCUCUACAACCCCACGACAGCAACCCCAGUUGCUAUCCCAAGCACCCCCUCCUCCCUCCUCCCACCGCCAAAAUCAAUCCACCAAGAAAAAGACGAUGGAGGCCCUUUCAAGUUAGAAAUGAUAGCGCGCAUGGAAGAGCUCCAACGCGGCGAGCGUGUAAUUCCCCCCUGCGACCGCUGCCGCCGCCUCCACAUGGACUGCCUCAAGAACCUCACCGCCUGCGUUGGUUGCACGAAGAAACACGCCAAGUGCUCCUGGCGCGACGUCAAAGAAGACGAAGUCACCGCCAUGCGAGCUGGAAUCACGACCUCAACGGUAUCCCACGAGCGCCUCGACAACGACCGCUCCAGCGCAAACCUUACCCCACCCCAAUACGGUAUGGGUCCACUGCCCCCGAUCUCCGCUGAGCGGGAGCUCGGCCCCUCCGCCCCGAACCUGGCCCCUGGAUCUGCGGUUCCGAUGGAGCUUCCUUCCAAUGAUAACUCCCCGCGCCGGGCAAUGAGCGAGACGGAGAAUAAUGGCCGCCCCACUGUUCCUACUGGUCGUGUCUUGGAUCGCAUCGAGGAUGAGGAUCCCGAUGCUAAUCAGCGACUCCGACAGGCUAUUUUGGAUACAGUGGAUCAUCACACACGUGUCGCUGCGGCUGUUCAGGAGAGGGAGCGUGGUGCGGAGCGUGCGGAACAUCCAGUGGUUCUUCCUGCUCCAGGCCCGGCUCCUGUUUCUGGUGGUACUUAUGACCGAGAACGUGAACGUGAACGGGAGCGGGAGGCUGAUCGUGAUCGUGAUCGGCGUAUGGUACAUGCGUAA